CAUAUUUUGCGAUAACUUUUAUACAAACAUAUCAUCGAAUCGCUGACACGUUUGGUAAUAGUAUUAGUGAACGAUAUUGUUAUGUAAAUGAUAUCAAAGUUAAAGUUAUCAUCAAUUUUGUGGUCAACUUUCAGAUUCAAACAACACAUCCAAAGACAUUCAAAGACAUUGACUAACGUUUGUUGGCCACCAAUGGAUGAAAUAAUUACUGAAAUCAAUGCCAAUCACAUCCAGAUAUCGAACAAAAUUACCGAUUUAGAGGCCAAGAUUGCGGCCAAAGAAGCGGAUAAUGUAUUGAAACCACAGAAACAGGUCAUCACUGAAGAACAGAUCCAACGAGAGAGACAACGACUGAUCAAUGAAAACAAUGGUUUGAAAGAAGAAGUGCAACGAUUGGUCACAGAAUUAAAUGAAUUGGARGCCAAACGCGAUCCCAAUUUAACAGAUGUUUUUAAAACAUCAAACACUAACUCAACAAAUAAUUCAGAGAUCAAUCAAACGACUGUAUCAACCAAUGAGACAACGACUACAAAGACAAGUGAUGAUCAAAAACAACCGCAAAAGUCGGAGAAGAAACCGAAGAAAGAGCCAAAAACUAAUGCAAACAAACCUAAGGAGUCAUCCGAUGAUAAUAAACCUCUUGACGUUUCGAGACUUGAUCUAAGAGUUGGCCGUAUAUUAACCGCAAAAAAACAUCCCGACGCCGAUGCGCUAUAUCUGGAAGAGAUUGAUUGCGGUGAGGAAAAGCCUCGAACAGUUGUGUCCGGUUUAGUACGUUUCGUGCCAUUAGAAGAAAUGCAGAACCGAUUGGUAAUAGUCUUAUGUAAUCUUAAACCGGCAAAAAUGCGUGGAAUCACUUCCGAAGCUAUGGUAAUGUGUGCCUCGACUCCCGAAGCCGUAGAAAUAUUGUCUCCUCCCGAAGGAUCGGUUCCGGGAGAUCGUGUGGUCUUUGAUAAAUAUCCCGGAACACCUGAUUCACAAUUAAAUCCGAAAAAGAAAAUCUGGGAACAGAUCGCACCCGACUUGAAGACCAACUCUGAAUGUGUGGCCACUUAUAAGGACGAACCGUUCAAAAUUGAGUCCAAAGGUUUAAUUACUUCCAAAUCGUUGGCCAACGUAGCGGUCAAAUAAUAUCUACAGUUUGUAUAACCUUUUUGCCGGUCCAUAAAUUAUUAUGUAUAAUGAAUGCAUCUAUA
This is a messenger RNA of Oppia nitens, 1196 nucleotides long. It is a transcript of the gene AIMP1, whose product is annotated as aminoacyl tRNA synthase complex-interacting multifunctional protein 1-like. Gene Ontology annotation, molecular function: tRNA binding. The transcript is spliced from 3 exons. Lineage: Eukaryota; Metazoa; Arthropoda; Arachnida; Sarcoptiformes; Oppiidae. The record is from RefSeq and is a predicted model, not a curated record. Bases 88 to 1131 code for a protein of 347 amino acids.